UAGCAAGUGUUUAUGAUAUUUAUUAUCAUGCUUACGUAUGGAACUGUAUCAAAUGAGUUAAAUUUUUAAUUUUAAACGCAAUAGUAAAUGUGUAAAAAUGUCUAGCAGAUUGGAUAUAUUAUGGUCACCGGCACAUCAUGACAAAUUCAUUGUUUGGGGCCCAGACAUAACCUUGUACGAAGUGGCAAGGAUAAAAGAAAUCGAGAAGAAAACGACUUUCACUCCAAUUUCCUCAACCUAUGGAGCCACAGUUGUUGCGUCCCAGAGUGCUAGUGGAGUGCGGUGCGUUGAUAUCAGUGCUGAACCAGAGCAGCCUGAGCCAUUGCUCGCUCUUGGAUAUGCUAGUGGACGGGUCUCACUUACCACCCUUAAACAAACAUAUGACCCUUUGGGACUAGUUGGAAGAGAGUUUGCACCAAGAUACCAAAGGCUUUGCAACUCUGUGUCAUGGAGUCACAUGGAGACAAACAUGUUGGCAGUCGCGAUGGAGAAACAUCGUAGUGACCACUGCAUACUUGUAUGGGAUGUAAACCGAGGUUCGGCAGCUGCUGAUGAGGCUUUAGAAAGUACUUCUCAAGGAAGUGUAGAUCCGAUGCGACCACUAGCAGAAAUGGGACUAUCUGAGACAGCACAUAAUGUAACCUGGUCUAACUGCUCGAACAGGACCUUAUUGGCUUCAAUGAACUUGAAGUACAUCAAAAUAUUUGAUCUUAGAGAUUUAUCGAACAAAGCCGUGAGCAUGACCGCGACCCGCUACUGCUACGGUGUGUGUGCCGACCCGAACAGCUCCCACCAGCUCGCCUCCCGCGGAGAGAACGUGGUCUGUCUUUGGGACACCAGGCACUUCGACCGCCCCGUACUCUCUCUGCAGCAUCCCCGGCCUCUAGCCGUCACCCAUCUGCAGUGGUGCCCUACCAGACGCAACCUUCUUCUCUCGCUACAGAGAGAUUCCAAGUCGCUCCGCAUCCACGACAUACAGCAGGCCAGUGCUGAGUGGAAGAAAAACGCGCUCGAUGUGCUGACGGCGACGGCCGUAGAGGCCGAAGUGGAGGAGUACUCUCGCAGACCGAGCGUGUUGGAGCGUGACGUCACUCCUGGAGGGUCGCAGCCGCUCGUGGCCUUCUGCUGCCAUCCGGCUCACGAGGCGCGUCUGCUGGCACUCAGCGCCACAGGCGGUCUGGUAGACUACACGGUCUGCGAGCGCGUGGCGGUGUCCUGGGGGGCGGGGGGAGGGCUGGCCUGGUCCGGGGGAGGAGGGGGACUCCGUGUCCUCAACGACGACUUGUGCGGGGUCGUGAAGGACAUCUCGCACGUCAUGAGACGACGCGCCCAAACCGACUACGGCCUCAAGCAAGACCUGUGGCAGAACGCAGACCUCGCCGAUGACGACGCGCUCAGCGCCCUGUGGCACUUCAUGGCCUUGAGCAAGUCCUUGGUGGAAGAUGGUUGCAUAAGGAACAGUCCGUGGAAGCACCCGGGCGUGCUGACCGUGCUGCGGUCCCCGGGCGACGGCGGCUACCGCUCCGAGAUAGUGCCCUCCCUGCUGCCCGAUAUGCCCAACCGCAGGGUCACGCUCUACAGGAGUGCAGAGCGAACUCGUGCACUGCAGCUGUGCGGGUGGGGGUGGGGGUGGGAGAACGCGGACGCGGGGGUGGAGCGCGCCGAGGCCGAGGGCACCCCGUGUCGCGCCGCCGCACUCGCCGCCUUCCACCUCCGGCUCAGGACUGCUCUGGACGUGCUGGCCCGGGCGCACGAGCCGCAGCUCCGCGUGGUGGGGCUGGCGCUGGCGGGGCUGAGUGAGGAGCGGCUGUGGCGUGAGGCGCUGGCGGCCGGCGCCUCCGCCCUGCCCGACGCCUACCUGCGCGGCCUGCUGCACUUCCUGGCGGCCUCCGCCCCCGCGCCGCCCGCCCUGCACGCGCCCUCCGCGCCGCCCGACCUGUCCGCCGUGCUCGACGAGACGGAGAUGCGGCUGGAGGACCGCGUGGCCUUCGCCUGCAUGUUCCUGUCGGACGGCAAGCUGCACGAGUACGUGCGCCACACGGCCGACGCGCUCGUGCAGCGCGGGGACCUGUCCGGCGUGCUGCUCACCGGGGCCGGCGCGGAGGGCGCGGCGCUGCUGCAGCACUGGCUGGACGCGAGCGGCGACGUGCAGAGUGCCGCCCUGCUGGCCGCGCGCUGCUUCACGCCGGAGCUGCUGGCCCUGCCGCACGUGCAGCACUGGCUCGACAGCUACCGCGGGCUGCUGGACGGCUGGCGGCUGUGGUGGGCUCGCUGCGCGCUGGACACGUGGGUGUGCGGGGGCAGCGCCGCGGCCGCCGUGCGCCACGUGUGCGUGGCCUGCACCUACUGCGGCAAGUCCGUGGCGGCGGCCGCGGGGGCCCGGCCUCGCCCGCCGCUCGCGCGCCUGCCGCCGCCCGCCGCCAAGAUGAAGCAAAUCUCGUCGUGCCCGAACUGCCGCAAGCCGCUGCCGCGCUGCGCCGUGUGCUCGCUGCACCUGGGCACGGGCGCGGGGGGCGGCGCGGGGGGUGCGGCGGGCGGCGGCGCGGGGGGCGCGGCCUUCCCCCGCUGGUUCAGCUGGUGCGUGGCCUGCAGGCACGGGGGCCACGCCGCGCACCUCAUGGACUGGUUCAAGGAGCACGCGGAGUGCCCGGUCAGCUCCUGCAACUGCCGCUGCAGCACCCUGGACCCCCCCCACCGCCUGUAGCGCGCACCGGCACGCGGGGGCGGCGCCCCGGGGGACCGACUAUCUACUGAACACACGUUUUUCUUUGGUGAUAUUUUUUGUUUAUUUCAUCUGUGGGUUGUUUAGUUAUUAAGAUCAAACAAAUCAAAAGAAAAAAUAACCUUGAAUAUUUAAACUAUUGUGGUUUAAUCUCCAAUUUUGUCUCCGAAUGUCGUUAAUAGUAAAAUAUGAAAUCAAUCGAAAUUUCAUAAUGAAUUAUGUAAAGACACAAUUUGUUCAUAAUACUUUUUUUUAUUAUAUUAUAAAUUUCUAUAGGUUAAGAAAAUCAAUGAAUUGUAUAUCUGAGACACGAUGAGUGCCCACUGAGGCUCGACACAGAGCCGUUAGCGAGGGACGCACCCUCCGUGUGCCAGCGUGUGAGAAGUAGCUUGUGAUCUGGGAACCCAGAUAAAAUACCUUUAUAAAAUAUACGAAGAGUACUCGACCGGAUUAAGGAUCCGUUUUGUUUAUGUUUUUUUUAAGUAAUCACCGUUGGGCGGGCAUACGGCUCAUCUGACGGUUAGUGCACACUCUAGAUUAUUAUAAUCAUUAUUAGUAAUUAAAAGCUACAAGGCCUGUGGGAUCCACGUUCAUUGUAUCGAAGUAAAUUCGGGAAAACUAAUUAAGCAUAAGAACGUUUUACAGAAAUAUAUAUUUUUAUACUAGAACUUAGUACUUUAAGGUAAGAGCUUAGAUUCAGUAGGAGGGCUCUUCACUAGUCAUUAUUGAACAAAAAGUGUGAUCUGUCUGUACAUCGGGAUUUUGUAAUGACUCAUGUUCGCUCAAUGUGCAAAUGACCUCUUUAGGUAUAGGCUUUAUUCAAACAUAUACUUUGGUCUAUAUUUUUAACUACUCUGUGUACGACUCGACUUUUGGCGGAAACGCGACAAACGAACUUUUACAAGGUUUAAUUUUUGUAAUUAAAUUUUCUUCCGGCUUAAACGUCUAAUAAAGGACGGUUAUUAACUGUUUAGUAUCUGUGAAAGUGUAUAAAUGUGAGAAAACGAAACGCAGUCGCUGGAUAUGGCUUCUCGGUUUGUUCCAAAAAGUUCAGUGAAGUUUCAGGAAAUAACCACAAUUUUACUGAGACUUUAUUUCAUCCCAUAUCGCUUCAUUUAAUUUCAUCCAAAUUCAUUACAGUCUCAGAUUACAUAGAAAACUUCUCAUUACAUCCAACCAUUACAUACAUUAUUAUUUUUCGUAAUGUUCGUACGAAUAUACAAAAGAUUAGGAUUAGAUUAUGGCGUGAUAGGUUUGCCAUGUUGGAAAAAUGGAACUACUACUUCUGAAAGGUCAGUUUUGUUGUAAUCUUAUUGAUAACCUACAACACUUUUCAAUUUGAACUCAAAGCAUGAAUAUAGUCAUGACUUGAUACUUUUAAGACUUAUUCUAAUCCGAAAAUGUACUUGGGUCGUAGAAAAAAUAUAAAUGAUUUAUUAAAAGACUCGGUGGUAUUGAUACGUUUUUUUUUAAUGCCGUAUAGGCAGACAAGGAU
Molecule: messenger RNA, 4217 nt
Organism: Bombyx mandarina (wild silkworm)
Lineage: Eukaryota; Metazoa; Arthropoda; Insecta; Lepidoptera; Bombycidae
Gene: mio
Product: GATOR complex protein mio
Biological process (GO): cellular response to amino acid starvation; positive regulation of TORC1 signaling
Cellular component (GO): cytoplasm
Molecular function (GO): protein binding
Source: RefSeq, a predicted model, not a curated record